UAGCCAUCCAGCCUUGUUUCUCUUUCUAUUUUCGUUUUUUGAGACCCUUAAUGACUUCCAUGUUCCUUCCAUAUUGCCCACCAUUAGGACAGUCACGUGACACAUCAUUCCUCCAUAUACCUACCAUGUUAAUUGUUAACAUGAAAAGACACCCUUGGAUCUUUCACUGAAUCUGACAUUAUCAAUUCGCUGCCAGUGAUUCCCCAUCAGAUUGUGGCACAAAUGUGCCGCUCAAACGUUAAGAAUCGACUUUCUUACAUCAUGCAUUUGAGUGCUAUCCUUGUUGUCGUCUGCUGCAAACAACUAACGGUUAUCCUGCGCCGAUUUCUUUCUGAGAUAGGAAGCUCGGUCCAGUUCUAAUCCAGAUGCAGCAGGUCGCACUGCAGCAUUACGGUGCUUCCCCUCUUCGCAGUCUUGGCAUUUAUACUGCCACCACUUUUAAAUCCCUGCAAUCUGCCGUUCAUCCCAGUAGUUGACUUCGGGUGGCGGGUGGAAAUUAAAGCUUGUCACCGACCUAAUCAAGCUUGCUUUUGCUUGGUGCCUGUUCGCGAUGGCGGGGGACUCAAGCCGACGCCCGACGAUGGGAUGCAACGUCGUCACCGAAUGUCAGCGGAUACGACAAGACGAUAAAUAAAACCUUCCCUGGGCUGCCCUCACCUGCGUCUUGACCCCCUCCUUGGACCGAGACCAGGCACCCGUCCCACGGUCAAUUCCAGAGGCGCCUGUACUCAGAACCAAGAUGCCGCGUCUCCCGCACCACCCCGUCGCGGCGCUGCUGCUCGUCGGCGCCGCCUUCACGGCCGCCGUGCCCUGCACGCCCCGCGACCCGUUCAAGCCAAUUGACCCGCAGAACUGGGUGAACCCGGAAAACAUGACCUGGGCCGACUACAAGCAGAUUCCCGGCACCAACUGGUCCGACCCGAGUCGUAGGGGAUCCAGCAGGAACUUCAACAUCGCGCUCGUGACGGUUGACUACACCGACAGGCCAUUCAUUGUCACGCAGGCGGUGCAGUCCACCAUCUUUGGGAACCCACAGCCCGAGGUCUCCGGGCUGAAGAGGGAGGAUGUGCCCAACUACUACAAGGAACUGCUCAACGUUCCGACUGAGCUCAACCGCGGCCACACGCUGCACGAGUACUGGAUGGAGGACUCGGCCGGCAAGUUUGGCGUCGAUCUAACGUCGUUUGGGCCGUAUCAGAUGCCCAGGCUCGCAUACCAGUACGGUGUAACAAACGACUUCAACCAGGGCGCUUGCCCACCAGACCAGAGCUGCAACGUAAACAUCCGCACCGACGCGCUCGCAGCAUGGCGGGCGGAAAUAGGUCCUGAGGAGGCCGCUAAGUUCGAGCUUGUCUUUAUCCUUUCCGCAGGACAGGACGAGUCUGCCACGUGGCAAGAGUUUGGAGAGAUGCGUUUCCAGACUCGCGAGGACGUUCCCGAGGAGUUCGGUCCGCCUUCCAACAGCUCACUGCCCAACUGGGGCCGCACUCGAUACGUUGAGUGGACAAGCUGGGCUUCUGCCGCGACACUUUGGCCCAAUGCCGGCAGCGGUAGCAGCACGCAAGGCGAAAGCAGCGGGAUGGCUGUUUACGCUCAUGAGCUGAGCCAUUUGCUAGACAUUGGUGAUAACUAUAACAACCCUUAUGGAGUUCCGCUGCAGAGGACUUACACCGGACCUUGGUCCAUGAUGUCAAGAGGAAGCUUUAACGGCCCUGGUGGACCUCACACCAGAUGGCAGGUCCCGGCACUCAAGGGCGGUAGCCAGGGAUCACUUCACACCAUCCGUGACAAGGUGGUGCUGGGACUGGCCUCAAACCAAAGCGUGGUACAACUAACACGUGAGGGACUGGCGGAUUCAGGUCUCGUCGUGGCGACUUUCACGGCCCGUUCUGUGGCCCCCGGACCUGGAGGGUUGAUGGGCUUAAACAUUACACUUGGAGCUGGAGGUGACCUUUCGCCCCCUUGCAGUGUCUCCACGGAUGUGUUCUGCGACGGCCGCGGCUACCACACCUACAUGAUGGAGGUUGUUGAUCGCAUGGGAAGUGACUCGUUUACGCCCGACUCUGGCGUCAUGAUAUCCAAGACGAAGAACGUCGGUCCGAAUGGACAGUGGCCAUCCCAGCCGUUCCAAUGGAUGAUCGACGCCAACCCUCAAGAUAUCGAAAUGGUUGACUUCAUCCGGCCCAACGGCAGCGUUGCCAUGAUCACCCUCGGUGAUUACCGCCAGCUCUCCGAUGCCCUCUUCCACGCCGGCACACGCUCCGGCAGUGAAUACGAGUUCCGUGACGAGGCCAACCGCCUGCACUUUUACAUCCUCGAUAAGCACCGCGACGCCGACGGCAUUUUGUCGUACACUGCUGCCGUGAGAUCCCUCGAUGGCUCUGGCGGAGCUAGCACGCGCGGCGUUGAACUCGCUGAGGGCGUAGUUGGCACCGCUGCCGCUGGUGCCGCUACGGAGGCUGGACUUACUUGCUUCUUUGAGCUGGCAAACACUGGCGAGCAGAAGGCCGCCGGAGGGGCGCUACACCCGCAGCAGAACAUUGAGGACUUCCUGAGCUCCGAUGUGUACAGGCUGACGGCAGAGGUGGAGGGCUCUGGGUGGAGGGUUGAGGUACCGAACGCGUUGGCGCAUGCCAAGUUCGGUGAAAAGGUGUGGGCCUGUGUCGCUGUGGGCGCAUCUGCCGAUGCUGCUGAUGAGGCUGUUGUUACUCUCCGGGCGGUUUCUGAGUCGGCCGGAGAUGUUACUGCCACUGCUGAGUGCCGGGUUACAAAGGUUUAGGCCAAUGCACUGGUGCUGAGCGCUUCAUGAGCUGUAAAUAUCCAUAAUGAAACAUGACCCGACCCGUGCCACCCUUGCGGAGGUUCAGGAUACGCAUACAAAAACUAGUAAUGAGAACGGCACUAGCAUGCGACAGACAUUCUUAGAUGCCUAGAAGCCCAUUUCCCAUUUCGGUGCGUGAAAUAUUACAAUCAGAUGAGGCAUCUGGGACUACACUUCGAAUCCACCGACCUUUGUUCUCAUAGUUUCGGAGGUAAAUUAUUCUCCAGGACAACUAAG
This is a messenger RNA of Pyricularia oryzae 70-15, 3058 nucleotides long. RefSeq lists its product as uncharacterized. The transcript is spliced from 6 exons. NCBI's taxonomy places the organism in Eukaryota, Fungi, Ascomycota, Sordariomycetes, Magnaporthales, Pyriculariaceae. Gene Ontology annotation, biological process: proteolysis. The coding region runs from base 740 to 2779 and encodes 679 amino acids. Gene Ontology annotation, molecular function: peptidase activity. The record is from RefSeq and is a predicted model, not a curated record.